Molecule: messenger RNA, 366 nt
Organism: Ostertagia ostertagi
Lineage: Eukaryota; Metazoa; Nematoda; Chromadorea; Rhabditida; Trichostrongylidae
Source: the annotation of a GenBank genome assembly
AUGGUGUCCGAAAAGAAUGGUGGUGUCUUGUUAGCGGAUUACCCAAAGUUACCACUUCCGCAGGAGCGAGUUGAUGAACUCGUACUGUCGUCCGUUGACUGGGCACACGCGCACGGUUUGGUUAUGAGAACAAAGGAACACAAGGACCGCAGCGAUAUUUGCCAAAGUGCGCCUUUUGCUCUACUUCCUACACCCUUCCCUCGGAAACUCUUCGAACAGGCCGUCAAUGUCCAGAAUUUAAUGGCCACGCUAUACCAUGAAAUCGCCUAUGACUUCGAGUUUCUAAUCGAAUGUCACAAGGAUGUCAUAAAGACCGAUACUUUCACUCGGGGCUUGAUCGAUAUUCUGAUGAAGGUCAGGGAUGAA